Molecule: messenger RNA, 3552 nt
Organism: Conger conger (European conger)
Lineage: Eukaryota; Metazoa; Chordata; Actinopteri; Anguilliformes; Congridae
Gene: slc4a5a
Product: solute carrier family 4 member 5a
Exons: 23
Coding region: 16-3063 (1015 amino acids)
Biological process (GO): regulation of intracellular pH; monoatomic anion transport; transmembrane transport
Cellular component (GO): plasma membrane
Molecular function (GO): sodium:bicarbonate symporter activity; solute:inorganic anion antiporter activity; monoatomic anion transmembrane transporter activity
Source: RefSeq, a predicted model, not a curated record
ACACUCUUCACCGAGAUGGACACACUGCAGCACGAGGCAGACGGGCUGGAGUGGAAGGAGUCUGCUAGGUGGGUGAAGUUCGAGGAGAAGGUGGAGGAGGGCGGGGAGAGGUGGAGCAAGCCCCACGUGUCGACCCUGUCCCUGCACAGCCUGUUUGAGCUGCGCACCUGUCUGCAGGAGGGCACGGUGCUGCUGGACCUGGAGAGCUACUCCCUGCCCCAAAUAGUGGACGACGUCAUCGAGAGGCAGGUGGAGGAGGGCCUGCUGGAGCCGGAGUCCAGAGAGAAGAUAGCGUACGUUCUGCUCAGGAAACACCGGCACCAGACCAAGAAGCCCAUCCACCGCUCCCUGGCCGACAUGGGCAAGCCGUCCGGCUCCAGCCGCAGUCAGAGCGUGAGCCCCGGCGUUGGGGCGGGGUACAACCGAUCCUCCGAGGACCUGCACAUGAAGCAGGGCGGGGGCUAUGGCCGUCUGCGCCACGCCCAGAGUCGGAGCAUGAAUGACAUCGCAGACACACCCAGCGAGGACCAGCUGAAGAACAAGUUCAUGAAGAAGAUUCCCCCUGACGCCGAGGCCUCCAACGUGCUGGUGGGCGAGGUGGACUUCCUGGAUAAGCCCUUCGUGGCCUUCGUGCGAUUGGACCAGGCCACCACACUGGGGGGGCUGACCGAAGUGCCCGUGCCCACCAGGUUUUUAUUCAUGCUGCUGGGUCCCCCUGGGAGGGCCAAGUCUUACAACGAGAUUGGCCGAGCCAUCGCCACGCUCAUGGUGGAUGACCUCUUCAGUGACGUGGCCUACAAGGCGCGGGACCGCGAAGACCUGAUCGCCGGGAUCGAUGAGUUCCUCAACCAGGUCAUAGUGCUGCCCCCGGGGGAGUGGGACCCCAACAUCCGCAUCGAGCCCCCCAAGAAGGUCCUCUCCGCAGACAAGAGGAAGACCAUCUUCUCUCUGCAGGAGCUGGGCCAGAUGAACGGGGCUGCAGGCAGCGGUGGGCGGGUCUCUGAGGACGAGGAGAUGCCCGUCGCUCACGAGCCGGGAGAGGAGCUGGCCUACACCGGGAGGUUCUGCGGAGGGCUGAUCCUGGACCUGAAACGGAAGUUGCCAUGGUUUCCCAGCGACUUCUACGACGGCCUGCACAUCCAGUCCGUAUCUGCCGUUCUGUUCAUUUACCUGGGCUGCAUCACCAACGCCAUCACCUUCGGGGGCCUGCUGGGUGACGCAACGGAAAACUACCAGGGCGUGAUGGAGAGCUUCCUGGGCACUGCCCUCACGGGGACGAUCUUCUGCCUGUUCGGGGGCCAGCCACUCGUCAUCCUCAGCUCCACGGGACCCAUCCUCGUCUUCGAGAAGCUGCUGUACGAGUUCAGCAAGAGCAACGGCCUGGAUUACAUGGAGCUGCGCUUGUGGAUCGGACUGCACUCCUGCAUCCAGUGCCUGCUCCUGGUCGCCACGGACGCCAGCUACAUAAUCAAGUACAUCACGCGCUUCACCGAGGAGGGCUUCUCCAGCCUCAUCUCCUUCAUCUUCAUCUCCGACGCGCUGAAGAAGAUGCUGGCCGCCUUCGCGUACUACCCCAUCAACUCCGACUUCAAGCCCGACUACGUGACCUUCUACAAGUGCGAGUGCCUGCCACCAGACCCAGUCGCUCGGACGAUCUUCGACGUUUCAGCUUCGGUCGUCCCGGACAACAGCACCAGUCUCUCCACGUCGAACGCAACCGCCCCGGACUGGACCCAGCUCGGUAACAAGGACUGCCUGACGUCCGGGGGCUCCCUCGUGGGGAAAUCCUGCGGCUUCGUCCCUGACCUGGCCCUCAUGUCCUUCAUCCUCUUCUUCGGCACCUACUCCAUGGCCGUCUCGCUCAAGAAGUUCAAGUUCACCCGCUACUUCCCGACAAAGCUCCGGAAGCUCAUCAGCGACUUCUCCAUCUUCAUGUCCAUCAUGACGUUUGUGGGUCUGGACAUGUACAUGGGGCUGAAGACCCCCAAGCUCAUUGUGCCUUCUGAGUUUAAGCCAACGCGUCCGGACCGGGGCUGGGUGGUGACUCCAUUUGGGAAGAACCCCUGGUGGAUGUACCUGGCCAGCUUUGUGCCCGCCCUGCUCGCCACCAUCCUCAUCUUCAUGGACCAGCAGAUCAGCGCCGUCAUUGUCAACCGCAAAGAAAACAAACUCAAGAAGGGCUGCGGGUACCACCUGGACCUGUUCUGGGUCGGGAUCCUGAUCGCAGGCUGCUCCUUCAUGGGAUUACCGUGGUACGUGGCGGCCACCGUCAUCUCCAUCGCCCACAUCGACUCGCUCAGGAUGGAGAGCGAGUCCAGCGCCCCCGGGGAGCAGCCACAGUUCCUGGGAGUCCGGGAGCAGAGACUGACAGGGAUAUUGGUGUUUGUGCUAACAGGAGUCUCCAUCUUCCUCGCACCUAUAUUACAGUUUAUCCCCAUGCCGGUCCUCUAUGGAGUCUUCCUCUAUAUGGGCGUGGCCUCUCUCAGUGGCAUCCAGUUCUGGGACAGGAUCAAGCUCUACAUGAUGCCAGCCAAGCACCAGCCGGACUACUCGUACCUGCGGCACGUCCCCCUGCGCCGGGUGCACCUCUUCACCCUGGUGCAGGUCGUCUGCCUGGCCGUGCUCUGGAUCCUCAAGUCCACUGUGGCCGCCAUCGUCUUCCCUGUCAUGAUCCUGGGACUGAUGGGGGUGCGGAAAAUGCUGGACAGGGUGUUUUCUCAGCACGACCUGGCCUGGAUGGACGACAUCCUCCCGGAGAAGGACAAAAAGAAAGAUGAAGAAAAAGAAAAGAAGAAAAAAGAGAAGAAGCCCAAAGGCGGGGAGGACGGCGAGGAGGAGCAGGAGAAGAUCCGUCCCUACUCCAACUGCUCCCCCGGUGCUUUGGACGCAGACCGCAGCAUCACCCUGCACCUGAAGAUCUCCUGCCCCCCCUCCCCGGCCACGCCCCUGUCCCAAGGCAUGUCCUGCCCCAUGCCCCAGCUCAAGAUCGAGAUGGACUCCAGCUACGACGACACCGACUCCGACCACCGCCGCAGAGACCGGAGCGGAGAGACCACGCUCUAGAACCACAGACACGACACUGACCACUGCCACAGAGACCGGAGAAGAGAGACCACGCUCUAGAGCCACAGACACGACACUGGCCACCGCCACAGAGACCAGAGAAGAGAGACCAUGCUCUAGAACCACAGACACGACACUGACCACCGCCACAGAGACCAGAGAAGAGAGACCACCCUCUAGAGCCACAGACACAACACCAACACUGACCACCGCCACAGAGAGACCACGCUCUAGAGCCCACAGACAUGACACUGACCACUGCCACAGAGAGACCAUGCUCUAGAGCCACAGACACUACUGUGGGCACUGACUGACUGUACUGUCUCCUGCUGUGGAUUCUGGCAGCACUGACACUGUAACUGACUCCAGAGUCUGUACAUACUGACAAGGCUCUGACACUGUAACUGACUCCAGAGUCUGUACAUACUGACAAGGCUCUGACACUGUAACUGACUCCAGAGUCUGUACAUACUGACAAGGCUCUGACAC